Molecule: messenger RNA, 1032 nt
Organism: Effrenium voratum
Lineage: Eukaryota; Dinophyceae; Suessiales; Symbiodiniaceae
Source: the annotation of a GenBank genome assembly
UCCAAACAAACCGCUCGGGCCGAAUUUGCGCGGAGAAACAUGGCCCGCCCCAGCCGGCCAUGCGCGUGAGUCGCGAGGAUGAUGGGAGCAGGCGGAACCGGCCCGGGCCUGCCGGGCUUGCCGGGCCUGCCGGGCCUGCCGGGCUUGCCACCCUUGCCCGUUCUGCCCGGCAUGGCGCUCUUGCCUGGAGGACUGGCGCUGCCGACGGCGCCAUGCGCCAUGCCAGGUCACGUGCCAGUGGCGGCAGCGCUGCUGCCUGGUCAAGAGGUGUUGAACUUCCAGCUCCUGCAAGCUGGCGCGCCGCUGACGCAUGACCCCUACGAGGAUGGCUCCCAGGAAGUGCAUGCCAAGAUCAAGGCGCUGCAGUCCCGGUUCAAGCUGGAUGAACGCCUCGUGAGGGACCUGGACGUGCAGAUGAAGCGCCGUGCUGCGGCCUUCGACACCUUCGAGGAGGAUCUCCUGGAGCUCCGGGAGUUGCUGGCCGGCGCCAGGAAUCCUGCUGGCUUGCUGAGGAUCAAGAUCCGGGAGAUGGAAGAAGGCAAGUACCGUGGGACUUUGACGCCAGACCGCGACGUGGAAGAAUUGGCCAAGAAGUUCAACCUGGACGCUCAGGCUGCUGCCAAGCUGGCGGAGGUGCUGUCGAAGCGGGAGGAUCGCAAGAAGGACCUGAGGCAGCUCCAGAAACAUUUGGAGCUGUCCAACCGGCCGUCGUCUCUGGUGAUGCUCAUGCUGAAAGACAUGCGAUCUGGACACCCAAUCAGAGAUCCAGGGUACCCACCUGCUGUAGGGAGCCUGGCCCACAAGAGGGGCAUGAAGGGCAACAGGAGAAGCCGCAGCCGGAAGCGGCGCAGGUCGAGCAGCAGCAGCCCACCGGUGCUGCGGAGUCCCAUUCGCUCCAACGGUGCCGGACCAGAUCCAAAGAAGGUUGCGCCUGGCAGAAACCCCCGGCCGCAGACUCUGCUUGAGCGCUUCGGCUGACACUCCAAGCCUGAGCGCUUGCGCCACGGUAGUUGGACUGCUUGAACUGUUGCA